AUGGAGAGACCUGUCAAGUCCUUCAAUUUUUACUAUUUGAUUUUACUAUGUUUAGAUAUCGAUGAGUGUGACGAUGGUAGCCAUGACUGUAGUGAUGCGGCCAACUGUAAAAACACCGCUGGAGCAUUCGACUGCAGCUGUCAGUCUGGACACCUUGGAGAUGGACGGCACUUUUGCUCAGAUAACUGGAAAAAGAUCAACACCGAUCCUGUUUGCUUUGGGACAAAAAAUGGCGACUUCGGAUCCUUUCAAAUCCAAGAAGCCGGUAAAAUCUACACUUUCAAACUUGUCCAUACAAAAGGUACCGUAACAUGUGAUACUGACUACGGACCAACAAAGUGGGGAUGUUUACACCCAUAUUUGAGAAAUCAUAGACUACUGACGGUGAUAACUUACCCCAACAAGACUGUUCUUCCACUUGCUGAGUUUGCGAAAGGUAGUGUUGACUAUAGCUACCAACUUGACGGUGCUCAUGUCAACUCCCCGACGCUUGUGUUUAAUUUGCUCCCCACCCCUUUGGUUGUGUCGAUUGGACAGCAAUUGCUAAUAUGGUAUGGGCAAGACCUGACUAAUUUUACCGAGAACAAUAAUGCUGGUGAGACAUGCACAGAUGUUUACGCUUUGUACCCUUCACCUGAACUUCAACAUUGAACUUAAUUUGAAUCUAUGUA
This is a messenger RNA of Pocillopora damicornis (cauliflower coral), 671 nucleotides long. RefSeq lists its product as uncharacterized. Lineage: Eukaryota; Metazoa; Cnidaria; Anthozoa; Scleractinia; Pocilloporidae. The record is from RefSeq and is a predicted model, not a curated record. Gene Ontology annotation, molecular function: calcium ion binding.